Messenger RNA from Emiliania huxleyi CCMP1516, 315 nucleotides. RefSeq lists its product as hypothetical. The transcript has 2 exons. Gene Ontology annotation, biological process: regulation of DNA-templated transcription. Gene Ontology annotation, cellular component: nucleus. Lineage: Eukaryota; Haptophyta; Isochrysidales; Noelaerhabdaceae. Gene Ontology annotation, molecular function: RNA polymerase II cis-regulatory region sequence-specific DNA binding; DNA-binding transcription factor activity, RNA polymerase II-specific. The annotation marks the transcript as partial. The record is from RefSeq and is a predicted model, not a curated record.
CUCCGCGUGGCCAAACGCCCUUGGCAGCCCGCCGAGGAUGACCGCCUCCUUGAGCUCGUGCAGCGGUUUGGUCCGCACCGGUGGGGCAAAAUCGCGUCCCACCUCCCUGGCAGGAUUGGCAAGCAAUGCCGCGAAAGGUGGCACAACCAGCUCUGUCCGAGGGUGAACAAGGAUGAAUGGACCGUGGAGGAGGAUGCGCUGAUCUUGCACCUUGUGCAGGAGAUGGGCACCAAGUGGUCCAAGAUGACGACGCUGUUGCCCGGCCGUACGGACAAUGCCAUCAAGAAUAGAUGGAAUGCGAGGAUGCGUCGCGAG